AUGGGAAAUCAACAAACAGGACGACAAUUUAGUGCUAAAGAUAUAGCAGUAUUAGUUAAAUUAAGUGGUAAAAGUGAAGAUGAAAUUGGUCAAUGGUAUAAAGAUUUUCAUAUUGAAAGUGAUGAAACAGAUCGAAUGAAUAAACGACAAUUUCAAUUGUAUUAUACAAAAUUAAAAAAAAAUCCAAAAUUAGAACAAAUUACUGAUCAUAUAUUUCGUGCAUUUGAUACUGAUCAUUCUGGUACAAUCGAUUUUAGUGAAUUUUUACUUGCUUAUAUUGCAACAAGUACGGGAACAAAACGUCAAAAAUUUGAAUAUGCAUUUGAAGUAUUUGAUAUAAAUGAUAAUGAUCGAAUUGAAAAGAAAGAAGCAGAAAAAAUUCUUAAUAUUAUAUGUCGAAUUGUUGGUUUACCUGAAGAAGAUGCAAAAAUCUAUACAGAAACACUUAUGCUUUCAUUUGAUGCAAAUCAAGAUAAAGUUUUAACAAAAUCAGAAUUUAUCGAUGGUUGUUUACUUGAUGCAACAUUGGCAAAAAUUGCUGAUCCAUUUGAUUUUUAA
Molecule: messenger RNA, 558 nt
Organism: Adineta steineri
Lineage: Eukaryota; Metazoa; Rotifera; Eurotatoria; Adinetida; Adinetidae
Source: the annotation of a GenBank genome assembly